Euleptes europaea (tarantolino) is the source of this 1419-nucleotide messenger RNA. RefSeq names its product kynurenine 3-monooxygenase (gene KMO). The transcript has 15 exons. Bases 1 to 1419 code for a protein of 472 amino acids. Gene Ontology annotation, molecular function: kynurenine 3-monooxygenase activity; NAD(P)H oxidase H2O2-forming activity; FAD binding. The record is from RefSeq and is a predicted model, not a curated record. Gene Ontology annotation, biological process: L-tryptophan catabolic process; quinolinate biosynthetic process; NAD+ metabolic process. Gene Ontology annotation, cellular component: mitochondrial outer membrane. NCBI's taxonomy places the organism in Eukaryota, Metazoa, Chordata, Lepidosauria, Squamata, Sphaerodactylidae.
AUGGACUCUCCUGAUACACUGAAGAAAAAGGUAGCCAUUAUCGGAGGAGGCUUGGUGGGCGCUUUAAAUGGUUGUUUCUUUGCUAGAAAGGGGUUCUUUGUGGAAAUUUAUGAAGCCAGGCAAGAUAUCCGUGCUUCCAGUCUGGCUCGUGGUAGAAGCAUUAAUUUGGCUUUGUCUCACAGGGGACGGCAGGCCCUCAGGGCUGUUGGAAUGGAAGAUCAGGUUGUGUCUAAAGGCAUUCCUAUGAGAGCAAGGAGGAUUCACCCACUUUCAGGAAAACAAUAUGCAAUUCCUUAUGGAACAAAGAGCCAGUACAUUCUGUCUGUUGAUAGAGCAAAUUUAAACAGGGAACUGCUAACUGCUGCGGAGAAAUAUCCCAAUGCUAAAUUGUACUUUGAGCACAAACUGCUGCGCUGUGAUUUAGAAUCGAGGACGUUGACCUUUACAGGAUCAAAAGAGGUUACUUGUGAUCUAAUUGUGGGUUGUGAUGGAGCAUUUUCCACAGUUAGGAAGCAGUUCAUGAGGCAAACGCGUUUCAAUUACAGCCAAACGUAUAUUCCUCAUGGAUACAUGGAAUUGACAAUUCCCCCAAAAGAUGGAGAGUUCGCAAUGGAACCGAAUUUUCUUCACAUCUGGCCCAGGAACACAUUCAUGAUGAUUGCGCUGCCCAAUCUGGAUAAAUCAUUCACAUGUACUCUCUUCAUGCCUUUUGAAGAUUUUGAAAAGCUCACAACAGGAGACCAAGUGCUGGAUUUCUUCAAAAUGUACUUUCCAGAUUCCAUUCCCCUAAUAGGAAAGGACGCACUGAUGCGAGAUUAUUUUUUGCUACCAGCCCAAGCCAUGGUAUCUGUGAAGUGCUCGAUAUACCACAUGGACUCUUGCUGUGUGCUGAUGGGGGAUGCUGCGCAUGCAGUCGUCCCCUUCUAUGGGCAAGGCAUGAAUGCCGGAUUUGAAGACUGUCUAGUUUUCGACGAGUUAAUGGACCAGUGUCAAAACAAUCUCAGUGUCUGCCUCCCCGAGUUCUCCAGGCUGAGAGUUCCUGAUGACCAUGCAAUUUCAGAUUUAGCCAUGUACAAUUAUAUUGAGAUGCGCUCCCACGUUAAUUCGAAGUGGUUCAUAUUUCGAAAGCACGUGGACAACUUCCUCCACGCCCUCCUGCCCUCCACCAUUAUCCCUCUCUACACAAUGGUCACAUUCUCCAGAAUCCGCUACCAUGAAGCUGUGCAAAGGUGGAAAUGGCAGAAUAAGAUAAUCAACAGUGGCCUCUUCCUCAUUAUGGCAGGAGCAACCGUAAGUGGUGUAUACCUGAUCAGGAACUGCAUAAAGCCCAAAUCGGACUUCUGUGUCGACAGUCUCUGGAAAUGGUCUCUUGGCCUCAGGAAAUUUGUAACAGUGGCACAGUUUACACAAGAUUGUUAA